Messenger RNA from Amaranthus tricolor (Joseph's coat), 2429 nucleotides. RefSeq lists its product as uncharacterized. The record is from RefSeq and is a predicted model, not a curated record. Lineage: Eukaryota; Viridiplantae; Streptophyta; Magnoliopsida; Caryophyllales; Amaranthaceae. Bases 107 to 1966 code for a protein of 619 amino acids. The transcript is spliced from 9 exons.
ACAAACGAAAAGAAAGAAAAUCUUAAACCCCAAGGCUCCCAAGUCCUGAAAACCCAUUUGUUCCGAUUCUCUAUCAACUCUACUCCAGAAACCUUGUUCUUCAGCAAUGGCAUUUUCGCACCACCUUUCUCUCUCUUCGACCCUUUUCACAACCUCCACACCAUAUUUCAAUAUCCCCCAUAAAAUCACCUUCACAACUCCAAAACAUCUUACUGUAAACGCUUUACCUUCCUAUUCUUAUUCGGAGGAAGGCAUACUUGAAGCCGUAUCUAACUCGCUAGGUAAUUCACUCCCUUGUGUUCGCUCUUACGAAAACGACAUGGCUCGACUCUCUCUCAGUGGCUCCGUCGCGUUUGAACAAGCCUUAACUGCCGCUGCUUCUGACGGCGGUGAUGCUGCUAACGAACAUAUUGAUGCUGGACUGUCAAUUAUGGUUGUUGAUACUGUUUAUCCAGGUCCUGAUGAUGAGCAUAGCACUACCUCUACUAGACUGUUUCUCCCGACUAAGAAGGUGAAAGAGAAAGCGAGCAAGUUAAGGAUUUCUCUCCCUGACGAUAUUCUCUCUAGCACUACUUCCACAAAUAUGCUUGCAAUGACAUUCAGACAAGUAGUAGUGCAGGAGCUCUGGAACUUUGAAUUGGCAAUUUUUGUUCCUGGAUCACGAAGAAAUAUGGAGGAUCUUGGAAAAUUAAGAGAGGUUACUUCUUCUUUUGCACUCAGCUCUUCAGACGAAAAUGUCAUUUCUGGACUUGCUGAAGCAGUUUGUAUCUUAGCUCUUGAAAGCACACACAAGGAUUUCUUUCAAGGAUCAGCCGUGAAAGCAUCAGGUGGUCUAUUCAAUUGGUUUUCAAAAUCCAAGAAGAUUGCAUCAAAAGAUUUCUCUGUCAUAAUACAUAGGUUUGAAGAUGAAAUAGUUGAAAAUGCCAAAACCCUUUUUGAUAAGUUCAGCAUGGUUAGGGCAAAAUACAAAAUGACGAUCGAGAAACCAUCAAAAUCCGCUUGGACGUCAUUGAUGCUGUCUAAAAUGGAAAAGAUUGGCGGGUCUGAGUUUAGUAUGUGGAUAAGUGAGUAUGUUCCUGCUUAUAGGCUUCAAAUUGACGCUGAUAGACUGACUGGUUUGAAGUUUGAUGGCUGGAAAAGGUCUACAGGAAAUUUCUGGGAAGUAUUUUUGACUCAUUCCCAAAUGGUUGGAUUGGUUAAUAUUCUUGAUAUAUAUUUUGAGGAUGUCUACACACUUCCCAGUAAACAACAGCUGACAUGUGAUGUAGUUAGAUGCCCAAAAGAGUUGACAAAGAGUAAGAGAGCUUUUUCUCUGCUUGGUUUUCUGAGAACCUCUCUUGUCACUGCAACUUUGCUGGUUUCAAUCGGAGUGCUAGUCAAGUUGUUUCUACCACAGCUAAAAAUUGCUAGAAGAUAUCCCACAGAAAAUUAUAUGAGUUCAUCAUUAGAGAAUGAUUCGGGACAAAUACAGGUUCUCAAGUUAGAGGCUUCUCAGGUAUAUCAGUUGGAUGCCUGUUGCUCUACAUUAGUUAAAAAGAUCAGGGAUUGUUAUGGUUGGAAUGGAGAUGUAAAUUUAGAACCAAGUAUUGGAGCAUGGAUUGGGGAAAUUCCUGUCUAUUUGAAGCAUGGUGACAAAGCUGUUUCCAAUGGUUCAGAUGUUUUCACUUCUGAUGUGUUUGUAAAAACAGAGAAAGAGUUGGAAUGUCCUGUCCCUGAAAUUGCUAGCUAUCAGGUAGUUAUGUCAGCCGAGGGAAACAUUGUUGGCUUCCAGCCUACAAGUCUUGUGGCAGUCAAUCACUGGUCUGCAAAUCCCAUAGCCAAGGAGCUGUAUGGUGGCAAGGAACUCUCUCCAGGGCUUUUGGAACCUGGUUUGAAGAUCAAUAAACCAGAGAAGGUGGUCGUUCUUGAGCUGUUGAUGUCAUUGAAUCAGAAUAAUCCUUUUGCGUUAGCUAGAGAAAUGCAAUAACUAUUAAUUUUCCGAUGAAUUAGAUCUACCAAUCCACCUCUGUAUCAUGGCAGAUUGACAGGCUACUUGUUCCAGGAAAAUUGAAGAUGGUUUUUGCUUUUUGACACCCAUCCCCUCAAUAAAGAAGAAAGGGAGACGUAGAAGAGAAAAUGUGCACUCACUUGUUCAUAUGUGAUCUGCAAGUGUUUUUGUGAUCUUUGUUUACUAUAUUGGUCCUUGUGUUGACUCCUGUGAAUUGUGCAAGUAAUCUCUGGAAUAGACGUAAUCAUAAAGUUGCACCAAGAUGGAAGUGGCCAGCUCAUGCUAGGAUUUGAAGUGUGGGGGAUUGUAAAUUUGUAAUAGUAGUAUAUUGAUAUUGAAGUUGGUUAGGAAUUUAGGAUGGUGAACGUUGGAACUUGGAAAGAUAACUUCGUUUUGGCAAAAACAAUCUGCAUUUAUACCACUUUCAUGAGACUCUUAAUAC